UCUUUCUUUUACCUUUUUUUUUUUCUUCUUUAUAUACGAUACCUUUUAUAUAGUUUUCCCAAUGGAGGAUCCUGGUACACCUAUACCAAGUAAGAUGUCAACAAUACAGGCCUCCACUAUAUCCACAACAGCAGAAACUGAUACAGUAACAACAGAUGAAGAACUUACUCCUUUAGCAAAAACAGUAUCCAACUCAACUUUAUCCACUUGGAAUGGACCAGUAUCCUUACCAGAUAAUUGUACUUUGGCUUCUUCAAAAGAUAAUGCCUAUUUUCAUGCUCUUUUCAAAAGUGUACCGGGACAUGAUAGGUUAUUGGAAGUUUAUAAAUGUGCACUUCAUCGAGAUAUUCUAUUACAAGGUCAUCUCUACUUAUCUGAACAUUAUGUAUGUUUUCAUGCAAAUAUCUUUGGUUGGAUCACGAAUUUGGUAAUUGAAUUCAAUGAAAUCACUCUGAUUGAACGAAAAAUGACAGCAAUGAUCAUACCCAAUGGCAUUCAAAUCAAUACCCAACAUGCAAAGCAUACUUUUGCUUCAUUUAUCUUCCGUGAAGCGGCAUAUCAACAAUUGACGUCAUUAUGGGCAUUACAUCAACCACAAAAGUUACAUUCUUCUACCAUGUUGGAUGACGACGACUGGACAUCAUCAUCAUCAUCUUCUGAUGAAGAGGAUAUCGAUAAUGAUGAUGAUAGUAAUAGUGUACAUACUUCGAAAGACAAUCCACCGGAUACUUCUGAUCAUCUAUCAUCCUAUUAUCCUACAUGGAAAGGCAUUUUAUUAGUACUCUUAUUCUUACAUAGUGGUUGGAUGCUUCGACAAUGGUUACGAUUGGGAAACCAAUUACAGCGGCAAGAACAACAACAUGAGAUGGAUGAAUAUGAUCCAAUCGCAUCCUAUUUUGGAAAAUCACAAGAACAACAUCGUCUUUAUGGCCGACUUGAUCAAUUACGUCAACGAAUGGAAACUCUCAAUCAACAAAUCAUGAAUCAACAAUCAUUACUGUAUGAAUUAUCACCUCAUGAAGACAAUUAGUGUAUCUGUAGUUUAGUUUUUUUUUUUUAUUGUUUUAUACCUAGUUUAUUCCAAUAAUAAAAAAAAAAGGAGAUUUUUUUUUUUGAAAG
Messenger RNA from Halteromyces radiatus, 1119 nucleotides. RefSeq names its product GRAM domain-containing protein. Gene Ontology annotation, cellular component: endoplasmic reticulum membrane; endoplasmic reticulum-plasma membrane contact site; plasma membrane. Gene Ontology annotation, molecular function: sterol transfer activity; sterol binding. Gene Ontology annotation, biological process: intracellular sterol transport. The record is from RefSeq and is a predicted model, not a curated record. The transcript is spliced from 4 exons. Lineage: Eukaryota; Fungi; Mucoromycota; Mucoromycetes; Mucorales; Cunninghamellaceae. Bases 62 to 1030 code for a protein of 322 amino acids.